Molecule: messenger RNA, 1253 nt
Organism: Arvicanthis niloticus (Nile rat)
Lineage: Eukaryota; Metazoa; Chordata; Mammalia; Rodentia; Muridae
Product: endophilin-A3-like
Biological process (GO): synaptic vesicle uncoating; endocytosis
Cellular component (GO): cytoplasm; presynapse; glutamatergic synapse
Molecular function (GO): protein binding
Source: RefSeq, a predicted model, not a curated record
AUGUCGGUGGCUGGGCUCAAGAAGCAGUUCCACAAAGCCAGCCAGCUGUUUAGUGAAAAAAUAAGUGAUGCUGAAGGAACGAAGCUAGAUGAAGAAUUUCUGGACAUGGAAAAGAAAAUAGAUAUUACUAGUAAAGCUGUUGCAGCAAUUCUUUCAAAGGCCACAGAGUAUCUCCAGCGCAAUCCAGCAUACAGAGCUAAGCUAGGAAUGCUGAACACUAUGUCGAAGCUCCGAGGGCAGGUGAAGACCACCGGCUACCCACAGACAGAAGGCUUGCUGGGGGACUGCAUGCUGAAGCAUGGCAAGGAGCUUGGAGAAGACUCUGCUUUUGGCAACUCAUUGGUAGAAGUUGGUGAGGCCCUGAAACUCAUGGCUGAGGUGAAAGACUCUCUGGAUAUCAAUAUGAAGCAAAUUUUUAUAGACCCACUGCAGCUACUUCAAGACAACGAUUUAAAAGAGAUUGGGCACCACCUGAGAAAGCUGGAAGGCCGCCGCCUGGAUUAUGAUUAUAAAAAGAGGCGGGUAGGUAAGAUCCCCGAGGAAGAAAUCAGACAAGCAGUAGAAAAGUUUGAAGAGUCAAAGGAGUUGGCCGAAAGAAGCAUGUUUAAUUUUUUAGAAAAUGAUGUAGAGCAAGUCAGCCAGCUGGCUGUGUUUGUCCAGGUGGCAUUAGACUAUCACAGGCAGUCCACCGAGAUCCUCCAGGACCUGCAGAACAAGCUAGAGCUGCGAAUAGCUCUUGCAUCCAAAGUCCCCAAGAAAGAAUACAUGCCAAAGCCUGUGAACAUGAGUUCCAUCGAUGCCAAUGGGGUCGGACCCAGCUCUUCAUCAAAGACAACAGGUACUGACACUCCCUCGGACCAGCCCUGCUGUCGUGGUCUCUAUGACUUUGAGCCAGAAAACGAAGAAGAAUUAGGAUUUAAAGAAGGGGACAUCAUUACAUUAACCAAUCAGAUAGACGAAAACUGGUAUGAAGGAAUGCUCCGUGGGGAAUCCGGCUUCUUCCCUAUUAAUUACGUGGAAGUCAUUGUGCCUUUACCUCGGUAAAUGUGUCUUUUGGACCUAACUUCAGAACUGAAAUGAAUUGGCACCAGUGUUCUCUCAGUGUGGUGUUCUGUGGCAUCCUCGCUCUCUGGCCCACUUAGUCACUUUUGUAUGUGUGUUUUCUUUAUAAUGUAUUUUGUAUCAAUUUAAUUUGUAUAACUGAUUUCUUUGUCCUAACUCAUAAAAAUAGUUUUCUUCUUGUUCUAAAAAGU